UUCUACUUGCCCAAUUUCUUUUAAGAAACCUAGGGAUUUCCAACUUCUCAGUUUCUUUCCUUUCUAAUUGGAGUUUUCCCCCCUGCUUGGUUGUCAGGGAUCCGGCUAUUUAUCAAUCUCUCGAUACUACAGCCUUCUAGGGUUCUUAAUUUAUCAUGAGUUAUGAUGUCUUUGAGAAAGAAGAGCAAAGCAAUCACCCAUGGUGGCCGAGUGCAGAACAAUUUUGAUCAGUCUCUUCCAUGUCUUCCUGAGGAACUUAUAGUCGAAAAUAUUCUGAUGAGAUCAUCAGGUCGGACUCUAGCACUAUGCAGCUGCGUGAGUAAGUUAUCGUACAAUUCAAUUUAUAAUGAUACAAGAUUUGCUACCUCUCAUUACAUUCAUAAUCAAAAUAAAUUAAAUCUCUUCUUUAGUCUCCUUAAACCGGUAGAUGCUAGUGACAACGAGAAGUUGGCUUACAUUCUCUGUCUGGAAACAGAAAAGAAGGAUAACGAUGUUUUCAGGUUUAGAACUUAUGCAGAGCAAGGUGGGACUGGCACAACUGAACUAGUAGGUUAUUGUAAUGGUUUAGCAUGUUUUAAACUAGGGAAUGAAGAAGCUGUAAGUGUAGUAGUAGUAGUAAUUAAUCCGACCAGGGGUGAACGAAUUGGUCUGUACUAUCCCAACGAUUCGGAAUUCUUCUUGUUGUUGUUGUAAAGUUCAUACGUAUAUGUUAAAAGACAAGGAAGAAUGGAUCAAGGGGGAGACAUUCGAUAUUCAAAUUAAGGAUCGGGAAGGUUUGCUGCCGGAUACCUUCCGUUGUUGCACUGACGCUAUUACUACUUCUACUGCCAUCACCCUUCCUACACGCCUAUUGACUUUUUCCGAUCAGGUGCUAUUGUAUUGGUUUGACGGGGACUGUCUUGUGUUCUACAAUUUGCAAACAAAACAUCUCAAGGUGGUAAAGGGCGCCCCAGCAACCCUUGGGAUUCAAGAUGAUGAUAAUAUGUACUGCACAUACAUGGAUUAUCAGCUGCACGCUCAAGUGGAGAACUUCCAGUCUCUGAAAACCUUCAUUCCUGUAGAAAAAUCUUUUAAAUUUAAAGGUUUUGCUGAUAUUUGCCAGUUCAUUACAAAAAAGAAGCUUGAAGCAGGUACCCUGAUCACCGGAAGAGAGAAGUUAACUUAUAAGUCAACCUCAGUAACUUGUCAGGUUUUGGAUCAUUUCACAUUGAUUAUUUGUUUGAAUGAGAGCAAUCUCAGUGUUCUGUUUUUUGGGAUGUCGUAUAGAAGCGUCUUGAGGAUGAUAAGAACAGUUGCAAGUUCUGAAGGGAUCUUGAAUUCCUGUAAUGUUAAUGGUGUUAAGGUAAUCCAGCUUCUCUGCUUUGGAUGUGAUUCUUGA
Molecule: messenger RNA, 1378 nt
Organism: Papaver somniferum (opium poppy)
Lineage: Eukaryota; Viridiplantae; Streptophyta; Magnoliopsida; Ranunculales; Papaveraceae
Exons: 3
Coding region: 707-1378 (223 amino acids)
Source: RefSeq, a predicted model, not a curated record